AUGGUUGAUUAUUCCUCAUGGAAGGUCGCUGACCUCAAGGCAGAGCUUAAAACCCGCGGAAUCCCUCAAACUGGCCUGCGUCUUAAGCAACAUUUCAUUGACAGGCUAGUUGAAGAAGAUGCUAAAACGCAACCUGAGAAAGCUUCCACCCCAGUUGAGACCCCAGUUGAGGAACCCGAACCUGAGUCUGUUGCUGAACCUGAGCCCGAGUCCGAAAUUGAGCAGCCUGAACCCGAGACUACACCUGCCCCAGUACAAGAAUCACAACCUGAACAGUCACCCGAAGAGCCUCAACAAGAAGCACCGGUAGCACCUGAAGAACCCUCAGAACCCACUCCCCCACGAGACGAAGAAAGCCCUAAGGAAGAAGACAAGUCGCCACAUGAGGAGAGUGCAGAGGAGCAACCAAAUGGAAAGCAAGGACGAGAUGAAGAUGUGGAAAUGACACAAGCCGAGCCAGUUAUCCCUGAGGACAACGUGGAAGACCAGCCGGUCGAACAAGUGCGGGAGGAAACCAAUGAGCCUGCAAAACCAGCCGAGACUUCACUACCUCCGACUAUUCAAACUUCGGAAGCCAACACCGAGCUUUCCACACCUUUGCCUAUUGAAGAAGCUUUGGAGGACAAACGCAAGCGCAAGCGUCGCAGUCAGAGUCCUGUGCCCACCCCUGAAGCGAUUGCAAACAAAAAAGCUCGAGCCCUGGAAGGAAGUCCACGAGUUAUUCUACAAGACGAUCAAGAAUCUCGUACACAAGAGAAUGAAAUCAAGGAUUCCGCCACAGAGGACCAGAAUCCGCCCGUGGUGCAGAAAGAAGCACCGACGGCACCAAAACAUGAUGCCCGUUUCAGAGGUCUAUUCGCCUCCGCUGGACCAUCGCCUGCCCAACCUACUCAGCCCGUCCGGCCGUCUCCACCCAGCCAGGAUGUCACAAUGGAGGAUGCGGUGGUGGAACCUGCCUUGCAUCCUGCGACCGCUGCCCUCUACAUUGAUGGAUUGAUGCGCCCACUGCAACCGAAUGCACUACGCAACCAUUUAGUGACUUUGGCAACCGCCCCUGGAUCUGACCCCAAGCCGGAGAUUAUCCAGGACUUCUUUCUUGAUGCGAUCAAAACACACUGCUUUGCUGGAUUCGCCGACGUCGCGGCUGCAUCGCGGGUCCGGGCUGCUCUUCAUGGUACAGUUUGGCCCAAUGAGCGCAACCGCAAAACUCUUCGAGCCGAUUUCAUUCCUGAAGCCCAAAUUAAGGAAUGGAUCCAAACUGAAGAGUCUUCACGGGAUCGGGCCGGCCCACCCGUUCGCUGGGAAGUCCGGUAUGAGCCUGGCGAGGAUGAGGUGAUUCAGGCAGUGCUUUCUGAGUCGGGACCAAAUUCACGCGCUGCGCCGCCAUCUCGCCCUCGUGAGUCUGGUUUCAAUCGCACGCCGCCAUUGGGACCGCGUGGCAGUGUUACGCAGGCUGAUCGCCGGCCGUCCAUCACCGCCCCACCCGCACCCCCGUCACGACCCGGUCAAGGCUUCAAACCUCUUGAUGAUCUGUUCGAGUCUACCACCACCAAACCCAAGCUCUAUUACUUGCGUGUCCCUCGCCAGGUUGCUGAUAAACGCUUGGACCAGUUUGACGACCUACUCAAAAAGGGAACGUUUCCCCGACGUGGGGGUGAUGACAUGCGCCGGAUCUCCUUUGAAGAUGAAGAUUAUUUUGUAGAUGGAGGUGCCGAAUAUGGUGUUAAAAAUAUGCCGCGUCGGCCCCGUGGUGGUCGUGGGGGUCGUGGGCGAGAUCAUUAA
Messenger RNA from Penicillium malachiteum, 1782 nucleotides. Its product is annotated as SAP domain protein. The record is from RefSeq and is a predicted model, not a curated record. The coding region runs from base 1 to 1782 and encodes 593 amino acids. Lineage: Eukaryota; Fungi; Ascomycota; Eurotiomycetes; Eurotiales; Aspergillaceae. The transcript has a single exon.